This is a messenger RNA of Anopheles cruzii, 303 nucleotides long. RefSeq lists its product as uncharacterized. NCBI's taxonomy places the organism in Eukaryota, Metazoa, Arthropoda, Insecta, Diptera, Culicidae. The transcript has a single exon. Bases 1 to 303 code for a protein of 100 amino acids. The record is from RefSeq and is a predicted model, not a curated record.
AUGACACCAGCGCCAACGACAUCACCAACGCCAACGACAUCACCAGCGCCAACGACAUCACCAGCGCCAACGACAUCACCAGCGCCAACGACAUCACCAGCGCCAACGACAUCAUCAGCGUUCCCGGCACCGCAGCCAACGAUGAAAACUUUGCACGAGACGCAGGCAACGAGGCCUAGCAGAGCCGCGACGCGAGAGACACCAACGACUUCGGAUAUCGCCGAAAAUCGUCGCGACGCUUCCGCUACCCCGACGAUUCGCCUAGCCGGGGACUACUGUAACGACAUCACUCACGCCACCUAG